UUUUAAAAGCAUCUUUCCUCGACACUGAUGGUUACAGGCGCGUGACCGGAAUGCUCGUCCCCGCACAGCUCAGUGUUAUCAGGACAGAGUCCAGAGUCCGCGUGAACGAGCUCCAGACACCGGAAGCUGCUCGGCUCGCGCAGGAGUCAGUCACCGAACAGAGAUCCGGAGAUGAUGCGCUGUCUGCUCUUCUGCUGCUGCUUGUGUUCGCCUCACUUCAGCGCAGCACAGAACGCGUACAGACGCGUCGCGAUCCCAGAGCAGGCUUACUUCGCCGAGCCCUUCGACGCAGGAGCGCUGGACAGAAACUGGGUUGUGUCCAAAGCAGUGAAAGAUGAGCAGCUUCUCAAAUAUGACGGAGAGUGGGCUAUAGAGGAGUCCAGAGAGCGCAGGUUAUUAGGAAACAGAGGUCUGGUGCUCAAGUCUCCCGGUAAACACCACGCCAUCUCUGCGUACCUGAGGAAGACCUUUCACUUCAGCGACAGACCACUGUUCCUACAGUACGAGGUCUUCUUCCCUGAGACGGUCGACUGCGGUGGAGCCUACAUCAAGCUGCUGUCUCACACAGAUGAUCUCCGCUUGAGCGGGUUCAGCGAUGCCACGCCGUACUCCAUCAUGUUCGGCCCCGAUAAGUGCGGCAGCUCACACAAGAUCCACUUCAUCGUUCGUCACCGUGACCCGGUCUCAGGGACGUACCUGGAGAAACACGCUCCACAGCCGGAGCUGGACCUCAGCGAGUACUUCACUGACCAGCGUCCACACCUCUACAGUCUGAACGUGUAUCCUGACCACAGGUUUGAGAUCCUGGUUGACCUCACACUGAUUCACAAGGGCAGUCUUCUGGAGGACAUGCUCUCCUCACGAGCUGAGGAUCAGGAGGACUCAUCGAGCGCUGGGUCCGAGCCGUUCACGCUGAGCUCCGUGUCUGCGCUGGGCUUUGAGCUGUGGUCCCUCACCGCAGACGUGAUGUUCGACAACAUCUUCCUCUCCGACCGUGUGGAAGAAGCCCAGCGCUGGACACAAGACACGUGGGGUCAGAGGAAGAGCCCCGGAGUGAUCGAGAAGCUGCUGAUGGCCACGCUGAAGAGACCCUGGCUCUGGGGGGUGUACGUCGUCACCGUGGGCCUUCCCAUCAUCCUCUUCAUCAGCUUCAUGUGGCCUGACAAGCGGUUCGGUCCUCCAGAUCAGGACUAUUACUAUAAGAAGACGGACGAGCCUCAGAAGGAGCGGCGUCAGGACACUGAGGAGCUGCUCUCUCGUGCUGAAGGUCCAGCAGCAGCAGCGGCGGCCGAGAGCAGAGCGGUCAGGAGAGCGAGGAGCACACACAGCUCAGGUUCAGCACCAUGAAGACGUCAUGAUCUCGUCCACUACAACCUCAACAACAGGAGAUGAAAAUAAUGUCAUAUUAACAAAUCAAUCAAUCAAAUCAGUAUUAGUAAUCAUUAUUAUAAAUGAGUAUGUGAUUAAAUGGAAUGACACAAUGUUUAAAUGAUUAUAAAUUAAUGCAUGGAUGAAGAAUAAAUGAACAUGCAAGAAGAGGUGAAGCUCAGCACUCCUCAGAUGCGGUGUUCUUAUACUGUGGUGGUGUUUGUCUUAAAUGCGUUCAGUUGCAUUAAAAGCCUUGAAGCCCCUUC
Carassius auratus (goldfish) is the source of this 1634-nucleotide messenger RNA. RefSeq names its product calnexin. Lineage: Eukaryota; Metazoa; Chordata; Actinopteri; Cypriniformes; Cyprinidae. The record is from RefSeq and is a predicted model, not a curated record. Bases 172 to 1347 code for a protein of 391 amino acids. Gene Ontology annotation, biological process: ERAD pathway; protein folding. The transcript is spliced from 12 exons. Gene Ontology annotation, cellular component: endoplasmic reticulum membrane; endoplasmic reticulum. Gene Ontology annotation, molecular function: calcium ion binding.